AUGAAUGGAUCCUUUCUCGAGCAUGCUCAGUUGCCAUCAGUUUCAAAGCCAAGCAAUUCGGAGCAGGAAGAUGGCGAAGUUAGUGAUGAAUCUAAUUCGGGUAUGGCCGACGAUAAUAAAGCAGGUGAACAGUUAAGGAAUAGUCUACGCAAAAAACAGAUUUCAUCAUCAAAUAAAAAUAAUGAAGAUUCAAAUAUAUCGAAGAAAAAUGCUCUAGAACGACUGAAAAAUCUGAAAUUUAAUCUGAAACCAACGAUUUCGUUAGAAAGUACGUCUGAACGAAGCAAUCGUGAAAGGAAGGAUCGUCCAGGUCGUGCUCUUUCUCCACGACGUGAGGGCGAUGAUGAACGAAGGUUAAAGAAAAGGCGUUUAGAGGAAAAAAGCGAUGAGGAACGUUAUGGCUCAAAAAAUACAGAUCGUCGACCUCCACGUUUGGCUUUUUCACCGCCAACAUUACCUCGACAAAUUGAGCUUUCGAAAGUUGUCGAUCAACCGACAACUCUUCGGCAGCGGGUUGAGCGCCUCAUUAACGUUUCUAAUUCAGAAAUUAUUAAUAUGAAUGAUCUUGAACUUCGAUCACAUUUGGCACGAAUGAUUCACCUUGAUCGUGAACAAAAUCGUCUUCUCUGUGGGCGGAAAACACAAAUAGAUGAAUUGAAAGAAAUGUAUAAAACUAUUCGAAAAGAAGUGGAACGACUCAUGAAUCACCUUCCACGAAAUUUAAAAUCGGAUAUUCAUUUGCCAUUAUCUGAUGUUGAUUCGAAAAAUAUGACUUCUCAAAUUACGGAAAACUUUGGUAAAUGUGUUGAUGAGAAACAACAUACAGCUGGAUUUAACGUAUCUAUAGCAGCAAAUCCUCGUAUUAAUCCUGCUGUUGAAACGAGAUUUAGAUUUAAUGUUCCACCCCCCAUAAUCAGUGGAUCUGUCUUUCCAGCCGGAUUUAUUCAGAGACCACCUGGAGCCAUACAGCCGUUGAACAAUCCACCUAUAGGUUUAGCUCAAACGCGCCCAGCUUGUCCACCAGUAAGCGGUACUCAAUGUGGAAUGAGUGGUCCGCCACCACGUUUUGGAAUGGACACAAAACCAUUAUUCACUCAGGUUGAAAAUGCGCCGUCAUUUUUAACUACUGGUUCAUUUUCAACAUUGCCAGCCCAGGAAACAAUUAAUCCUUCAAUACAGCAGUUAAAUGAUCCUAAUAAGAUAAGUUUAACGUCGAACAUUGGUGGUAUUCAAACUCAUACAGCACUUGGCAAUGUUAUAGAUUCUCUUCAGCCAGCGGUACUUUAUACAUUGCCUUCAGAUCAUUUAAAGCGGAUUGAUGAAAUAAUUGAUGAUGCUCAAAGUGUAUUAUUGGAGAAACAAAACGCAAAUACAAAUAUCACAUCUGGCCAAGCUCGGGCUAGGGAUAAUUUCAUAUCAAAAUCAAUUGCUUCCUCAUCAUUGCCUAUUUCUUAUCCUCCGCCAUCUUUGGUGAACAGAGCAACAGGAACAAGGCCAUUGAUAGAACCGAUAUCAUCGGUACCGUUUAUUAAUGUACCACCACCAAAUUUUAUUAAAUCAACCGCAAGUAGUACUGCACAGCCUACAGGCAUACUAAUGCCAAUUCGUUCUGUACUUCCAUUGGAGAGACCACCAUCACUUUCAGCUAGUGACGCUCAGAGUUAUAAUGCAGGAAACUCUCAUUUUAAAUCCGGUGAUAACCAGUCUUCGAAAGUUAUUAAUUUAGCAGUAUCUUCUCUAUCAUCAAAUUCAUCACUGGUUAAUACAUUACCAGUCUUUUCUGCUCCUCCUCCAUGCUCAAAUUCAACAUCUUCAGCUGUUCCAGCCAGUAACAUUUCCAUCAAUCAACAGCCGAAUUUUUCAUUGCUAAAGAUGAACACUAGUGAAAUCACAUCGGAUAAUCGGUUAGCUGCAGUUGCACCAAACAUAACUUCCAUUAAUCUUUCUGUACCUCCACCAUUGUUCAAUGUACCGCCUCCUAGAUCUGGUCAACCUAUACUACCUUGUUUUUCCUCUCCUCCGCCAAAUACUAAACCUAUACAUGGUCAGUCAAACCGAGGGUUGUCGCCAUCAGCUACAACUUCAAUUUUAUCAAGCGGACAUACGGUGAAUUUGAAUACAUUUUCUAGUGGUGUGCCACCUUCUUUAAAUCUGAACAUAGGAUCCACAAGCAUGAGUCAUCUACCUCCAAAUCUUUCAUGUCCACCUCCCCCUUUUCCUAGGUUUAUACAUCCAAACAUUUCACAGAAUCCUCAAAUGUCUACGACUACGGGGCAUUCAUCAGUGGAACUUGCACCAGAAAGAAAUACUUAUAAUCGCUCUGACAGCCGUAGUAUGCUAUCAAAUGCUGCAGUUCUGAAUAUGCCAGCCAGAAUGGAGCGAUCUAGCUCAAGAUCACCAAAGAGGCAUGCAAUCAUUAGUUCAGACAGAAACACUGCUUCAAAAAAUAAAGGUGCUAGCACUUUAACAAAUAAAUUUCGCGGUCACAACAGAACGGCUUUGUCACAGGAACGAUACAGUAGUCGAUCACAACAAUCUAGUCGUAAACGACAAUUAAACGAAUCCAUUGCCGUAUUACCUAGUGAAAAUGAUCCGUCAAAAAUGCGUGAUAAGCAUGAUGAAAGUAAUAUUUAUCUGAUAGUGUCCGACGAUGAUGAUAAUGACAAAUAA
Dracunculus medinensis (Guinea worm) is the source of this 2670-nucleotide messenger RNA. NCBI's taxonomy places the organism in Eukaryota, Metazoa, Nematoda, Chromadorea, Rhabditida, Dracunculidae. The record is from the annotation of a GenBank genome assembly.